Messenger RNA from Labrus bergylta (ballan wrasse), 1674 nucleotides. It is a transcript of the gene pex2, whose product is annotated as peroxisomal biogenesis factor 2. Gene Ontology annotation, biological process: protein import into peroxisome matrix. Gene Ontology annotation, cellular component: peroxisomal membrane. The record is from RefSeq and is a predicted model, not a curated record. Gene Ontology annotation, molecular function: zinc ion binding. NCBI's taxonomy places the organism in Eukaryota, Metazoa, Chordata, Actinopteri, Labriformes, Labridae.
CCCGGAAAUGCAGUGCAGUGUGUUUUCGUCGUAUCGGGGGUAGACUGAAGUACAUUGAUUUUCAUCUUCCUCCUUAAAAGAAAUGGUGGGUAUGGAGAGCCAGAACAACCCGACACGGCCAGCUGAAGGUUCUACUGCACAAACCGAGGUUGACCCUCAGACGGCGGUGCUGCGCAUCAGUCAGCUGGAUGCUAUCGAGCUAGACUCUUCACUCGAGCAGCUUCUAUGGAGCCAGUUCUCCCAGUGCUUCCAGAACUGCCGCCCGGGCCUUCUCACCCCACUAGAGCCUGAAUUGAGGGCCCUGCUUCAGCUGCUCCUGUGGAGGUUCACUCUGUAUUCUAACAGCACAACAGUGGGCCAGUCCUUACUGAGCUUACGCUACCACAACGUCCUCUCCACAUCUCCGCGCUACAGACCUCUGACCCGCAGGCAGAAGCUCGGUCUGGCCCUGCUUACCGCGGGUCCGCGCUGGCUCCAGGAACGUUCCCACAGCCUGCUGCUGUGUUUGGGUCUGAGUCCAGGUGGACCUGCAUCUGAUGGAGACAGGGGUUUACUCCAAAAAGGUCUCCGCAGUUGCCUGAUCUUAGCAUCUAGUAUCGCCCAGCUUGCAAGUCUCAUCAACUUCCUGGUGUUCCUAAGGAGAGGUCGCCAUCCUGUCCUGGCUGAAAGGAUUGUGGGAGCUAGGGCAGUUUUCAGCAAACCCAAUGUGGUCCGAGAUGUAACCUACCAGUACAUGAACCGAGAGCUGCUGUGGCACGGCUUUGCAGAGUUCCUCAUCUUCCUGCUGCCACUCGUCAAUACCAGGAAGCUGAAGGCAACGCUAUCUUCAAUUGUUUUGGGGGGAGGAAGCGCCGACGGGAAGGGAGCGACAGAAGGGACAGGGGUGUGGAAAGAGUGCGGACUGUGCGGAGAGUGGCCGACCAUGCCUCAUUCUGUGGGCUGCCAGCAUGUUUUCUGCUACUACUGUAUUAAAAGCCACAGCAUCGCAGACGCACAUCUCACCUGUCCCAAAUGUGGGGCAGAAGCGGGACAGCCUGAGUCUGUGAAGAUGGAGGUGGAAAUGAUGGGCUGCUGAUCGUCUGAAGAAGAGACUUGAUAAAUUAAAAUGGUGAUUCAUUUCUGUGAAGUUGUGUGUUUAAAAAACACUAACACAGUGAACGAACAUGUAAAUGAAUCUUAACAUUUACCUAAUUUCUAUGAAAGCUAAUUUAAUAAAAUCUACUUUUUAAAGACAUUAAAACAUCAAAAAAAGGGUUUAAAAGAAAACCCUGUUCUGUGAGCUUCAUGAUGCACAAGGUAAACAGGGAUGAGUUUAUGACUUGACUUCAGUCUUUAUGAUGUCGGUGUCUUUUCUGAACACACGACAUCGACCUGCUGUGUUUAAUGUAUGUGUGCAUAUAUUGACAAUCCUCCGCCCCAUCCGUUUCUCCGGCUGGACUUUGGACAGAACUAUUUGUCUUUGGUGCGCUGGACAUACUGCAGAGAACCACACAGAGCAUAUAUUUGAUGAGGGAACGUGUUGAUUUAUGCUCCAAAUUGGCUGUGUGUUAGCACGUGUGUGUGUGUGUGCGUCUGUUUGUUGAAAUGGGAAUAUUUGUUCUGAUGAAAAAUGCAGAAAGUCAGCUGAAUAAAUAAUGGGAGAAAUUUCUGAUGCCUCUCAUCAUGGCCAAAUUA